AUGUCACCAAGCCAGCAACGCAUUUCAGUUCGUCUUACACUUCCCCAAAAUCGACGGGAGCUUCAGACAGCAUUGCAGGAGGAAUGGCAACAGGUCCCUCCGGCUAGCCUUGGACGGCUGAAGGACAGCAUUGAUUCCCUAAAUGGUUCGGUUAGACUUAUUAAUGGGUCCUCUCCGUCCAAUGGUCGGCUUGAGAUCUACUAUUCCGGAGUUUGGGGUACGGUGUGUGGUGAUAACUGGGGAAGUACAGAGGCCGGAGUCAUUUGUGCCAUGAUGGGAUUUUCAAGAGUAAAUGCAACUCCAUAUUCUUCUUCUUGGUAUGGAACAGGGUCAGGGCCGAUCUGGCUUACCGAUGUCAUAUGCAAUGGUACAGAGGUGAGCAUAUCAAUGUGUUCACACUCUCAUUGGGGAGAUACUAGUGGUGAAUGCAGCCAUGACCAAGAUGUAGGAGUACAUUGCUCAGGUAAUUUUAACAUUGCCGUAAGACUAGCUAAUGGAUCUAACCCCAGUAAUGGUCGAGUUGAAAUCUAUCAUGAUGGAGAAUGGGGGACGGUAUGUGACGAUGGUUGGGGAACAUCAGAGGCUGAAGUCAUUUGUACCAUGCUAAGAUACCCAAGGUAG
Saccostrea cuccullata (small rock oyster) is the source of this 621-nucleotide messenger RNA. Its product is annotated as CD5 antigen-like. The coding region runs from base 1 to 621 and encodes 206 amino acids. The transcript is spliced from 6 exons. Gene Ontology annotation, cellular component: membrane. Lineage: Eukaryota; Metazoa; Mollusca; Bivalvia; Ostreida; Ostreidae. The record is from RefSeq and is a predicted model, not a curated record.